AAUGAACUUUGAACAGUGUGCCUAUGAUGACAUGACUGAUAAACACUCAUUACUGUGGGAUGGAGGGGAAAGAUAAACCUCGGGCCAUGUAAGCUUCAUUUCGACAGUAGCCUCGAGGAAGCCUGCUGCUCUUCUUCCUCUUCUUCUUUUGUUUGAUUAUAUCGCAAAGCUUGGAUUAACAUCUCUCAAGACCAUGACUAUCGGCAAGAGCUCCAAAAAGAACAAGGCCCCUCGUUCUCCUCCUUUCCUGGACAAGGCUAAUGGAUUCUAUGGGCGUUUGGAUGACACGUUUGGAGACGAUGUACAGUUGGAGGGAGAACCCACAGAAGAGCAGAUUGGAGCCUUGAACCGGACCAGCCAAGACAAUGGGACACUUCCAGGUUGGAUAGAAGAAGAUGACCAUGUGGUUGAUUUUAACCAGGGUAUGAUGGAUGAUGAUGGGACCACUUUACUGAAGAGAAAGCCCAGCAGACUAAGUCGCCGCUGGAGCAGGAUGAGCUCCAGGAAGGGAAAAUAUGACAAAUUUUCCUCACACAAAGGACAGGGUAAUGAGACCAACCCAGAGGUGCCACCAGCAACUCAAACCCCUGAAAACAGCGGAGAAUCAGAACCAACAAUGGUCCAUUUCUCUGCGAGGGAACAUGCUGAUGACCAGAUUCUGAUAUCAGGGAAGAAAGAAGGAGAUGGGGAAAUAGACGACACAAGAAAAGAGAAGAAGACAGAAGACAAAUUGAAUGGAGAGGCAAUGGAAAUUGUAAAGAGGAACACUCUCAAGAAUUAUCGCAAGGCCAUGGACAGAGCUUUCCGUCGAGGAUGGGAGACUUUCGUUGCCAAUCUGUACAGUGUGACACUGACACCGAUAUCAUCAACCUCUUCUUCAUCCACACUAUCAGACAAAACUGAAUUGAGCAGGAAUCGUGUUUUAGCAGAAUUCAGAUCAUGAAAGGAAUGACUUUUUCAAAUUGAUGAAUAAUUUCAUUUAUUAAUUUAAAUGUGCUCAAAUAUUUAAUAUGCAUUGUUGUUUUUUUGCAUAAAACUGAUAGUUGAUCUUGUUUUAAAAUGGUCAUUAUGUAACCUGACAUGAGAGGUCAAUAUUUGAACUUUUUAUCAGUGUAUGAAUUUGCUAUCACAGCACUAACUAAUGAGGCGUGUACCUGAUCUUUGUUCCCUCGUAAGGAAACAGGAGGGCAAUGGUUUUAACUAUCCUACAAGAAAAAUGUCUCUUUUUUUUUUUUUUAUUAAUGCGAUAAUGUUUUUGAGCUGUGAACAGUAGCAGAGUUUCUGUACUUUGGCCAUGAAAAUGUAUUCUUCCAGGCUAUGUACCUAAGGGUUAACUCUUAAAAACUAAUCUGGGAGCUCAAAGAUAAAAUAAAUACAUUUAAAAAAGUCAUCAAAAGGGACAACAUCACUGGCAGUGAAGUAAAUAACUGAGCCAUAAGAUGGGGUGAAGAUGGCUUUUGUGUUCUGACUUAUUUAUCUUCUGUAUCUUACCCACUUUUAUUUAAUGUCACAUAGGUGAAUUGAGUUUUUUUGUGUGUAAUGUCUUGUUUUAUCUGGGUUGUGGCAUUAAACCAAUGCUAAUAAAAAAAGAAAGGUGAAAAAAA
Megalobrama amblycephala (Wuchang bream) is the source of this 1604-nucleotide messenger RNA. RefSeq lists its product as uncharacterized. Bases 194 to 943 code for a protein of 249 amino acids. Lineage: Eukaryota; Metazoa; Chordata; Actinopteri; Cypriniformes; Xenocyprididae. The record is from RefSeq and is a predicted model, not a curated record. The transcript has 3 exons.